Scatophagus argus is the source of this 8118-nucleotide messenger RNA. RefSeq names its product shroom family member 1 (gene shroom1). The coding region runs from base 706 to 5571 and encodes 1621 amino acids. Gene Ontology annotation, biological process: actin filament organization. NCBI's taxonomy places the organism in Eukaryota, Metazoa, Chordata, Actinopteri, Scatophagidae. Gene Ontology annotation, molecular function: actin filament binding. Gene Ontology annotation, cellular component: cortical actin cytoskeleton; apical junction complex; adherens junction. The transcript is spliced from 10 exons. The record is from RefSeq and is a predicted model, not a curated record.
UUUCAUCCCCUUCUCUCUCCAGGGAAUAAGGUAAGCUAACUGCGAGCAAAGGAAAAGGAAAGCUCAUUACCGGAGGAUACGAGGCACGCCAGCCAGUGAUAGAGAGUGAAUUUUGCCUGUCGUUUUAAGUAUUUUACAGCUCUUAUUCUUUCGAGAAGGGGAAACACGUUCGAGAGAAGCAAGGACUCGAGUUGGGGACCGUGAAGUAAGCGGGUAUCAACAGUGGGAACAAAAGGCUCCAUGACUGUGGCAGGGCUGCUUUAGGGGAAACCGGACACUGGUGUUUUGUGCUGUAGCUGAAACUGAAGCACUCGUGCAGUGCGUUGGUCAGAUGGUGGGAGCAGGAGGAGCACACUGGCCUCUCUGUGCAUUGCUGCUGGAUGCCCUGUUCAGGCCACUGACCCGGCUCGACUCUGCUGGACCCACGGAGUCUGACCUGGAUGCUGUAAAAAGGCACUUGCAGAGAUGUUAGUGCAGACUUACACGAGCUACUGAGCAGAUCAUUUCAAGAGGCUUAGAAUAAACAAAAAGGAGGCAGGAAAAUGACCUAAUUAGCGAUAAGCGUGACGGACAAACUAGCGCAAAUGUGCUGGUGGUAAUUUCCCCAGUUUAGCCCACAAGGAAGACACAUGCAUCAGCACACAUACACGCACAACGUAUUUAUAAACCCUGCCCUUCCCUUCCUGCCAUCCGCCCCAGUCCUCCAUGGAUUCCUACAACUUCCACUUUGAGAGAAUGAGCAACGUGGACCUUCAUCCUCUGAGCCUGCCCGUCAGCCGGCUCUCCCCAGCCAAGUCCAACAUAAGCAUUGCUGACCAACUUGCCCAUCACCAACACGGCAAAGGAGACUCUGCCUACAGCUCCUUCUCUGGUGGGUCCACUGCUCCAGACUACCCAUCUCCUUUUCUUUCCGAUGACCUGCAGUCCAGUUCCUUCAGCCACUAUGCUGAUCUCAAGUAUGUAAAGUCCGUUUACCAUCCAACCCAGGUUCUGCAAUCUGACUCAAAGACCAUGGACCAGCUCUAUCGCUCUGUGGAAGCUAUCUCACAGCAGUACCGCAACAAUACCAGCAUCAGUAUAAAUCAUCACAACCACAAUGGUAAUGACAGUUUGCAUACCAACAAUAAAGCGCUUUCUAAACAAGAGGCGCCUUUAGGAGUUCCACCCCAGGUUGCUUACCCUCCUGCCCGCCCUCCUCCAGUCCCAGCACGCCUGGAUAGUUUCAUAGCCACAAAAAACUUGGAGAACAGCAGGGUCCACCGCCACAGCACUGAAAUUCAACCCCAACAACCACAGCCUCAGCAACAGCUCAGAACCCACAAUCGACUCACUCCACAGGCCCAUGGUCUGAAUGCUGCGAGAUCUGAGACGACUAACCCAGAUGCAGCCAACUCGGGCCUCAAUUCUGACCCAGUAUACCCAGUUUGGAGGGGCUCUCAACAGCAACAGCCACAGGUCCAGCAGCCACCAAGCUACCGCCCCCACCUCCAGCCUCAUGACCAGAACAGGGUGCCGUUGAACCCAGAAUACCUUUUCAUCGCGGAUAACAAAGCUGCCUCUGAGCAGCAUAAGUCAACAAACAUCCUAAGCCGAUCACCUCCUCGAGGCACAAGCCAGCCUGAGCACCUGAAGUCCAGACAUCUUUCAAGCAGCGGUGCAUGUAAUGGAGACCAUCACAACAAUCCCAGUACCAGCAGUGGCCAUUUUGAGAGUCAGCGCAAAAGGGCACACUCGGCUCAUGAUUGGCUUGGAUCAGAGCCAAACCGCCCCUGGAAUGCUGGUCAGAGUUUUAUCAACAGCAGCAUCCAGCAUAAGGGCCAGUUCUACUUUGUCACGGGAGUGUGUAAGCUGUCUGAAUCUGGUAUGAGGACACACUCUGCCACUGUGUGUGGGUCUGAGGCUGGAAGUGAGAGCUCUGCUGUGCUGGAGAUACACCAGCUCAGAGAGAAAGAAAGAUGCCACAGCACAAUGGAUAAUUUGUUUAGACCUCUCCAAGAGAGCUCCUACACCUCGAGUGGUGUGAUUCCAGAUGAGAGAGAGGCUUUGACUUCUGUGUCUCAGGACAGGGAACUGUCCUCCAGGAACCAGGAUCAGGAGAAUCGCAGACUGUCCCUUAUUUCGACACAGUCCUCUCGAAGCUUUGACACCUUAGAAGAAAUCGACAUGGUGCAGAGUCGAGAGAUUGGUCGCCACACAGCCAACAACCCUAUAUUCUACUGUGGGCCUGAGAUAAACUGCCCACCACAUUCACCAACGCAAACAAAUGAGGUCACUUCACUGUCAAUCGAUGAACAUUCAAACCACCAGAAGAGAGAGGAGCAGGCAAAGAGAGGGAAACGGCAGCCCUUAGGGGAUGUAGCCAGUGAGAGGAUAAACAAAGAAACGACACCACUUCUGUACCACCUCACCGGUGCCAAUAGGGCAGUGCUACAGCCCAGAAAGAAUGCUGAUUUCAGUAUAAAAGGCAAGGAUGCAGUCCUAAAUAAAAUAGAUCAUGGAGACUUGGCUGUUAAUGAUAAUGACAGACAUCCAAAAACUGACACAUGCAAGACUGACAGAGGAGAAGUUAUCUCUGCCUGUAACACCCUGGAUGACUCCUUUAAGAAGUACUACAAAGAGAAGCUGAAGGAUGCCCAGUCUAAAGUCCUGAGGGAGACAUCAUUCAAAAGGAGGGACCUGCAGCUCUCAUGGCCACACCGCAUCAGGCAAAAACCUGAGUUGAGGCCUACAGUUAUUCAUGCUUUCUCCUCUUCGCAGGACUCUGAGGCCUCCACAGACACACUCACUCCCUCUGUGACCUCUGAGGACACAGAGAGGGGGAGCAUAAAAGAAGAAGUCGAGGAGGUUCUGAAGGAGGUUGACAAUGAGACUGAAAAGGAAAAUGGAAGACCAGCAAAUGUGGCCCAGCCCCAGGUAGCACGCAUCAGAGGAAGGAAGCGCUUAACUCCAGAGCAGAAGAAGAUGUGCUAUUCUGAACCAGAGAAACUCAACCAUCUCGGUGGUGCUCCCAUCCACUCUGCUUGCCGCUCUUUUGGCAACGAAAGUGACAACCUGUUUGCAGUUGAAUGCGAGGUAGAGGAACGUGUGCAGGAAGGAGAGCAGGGACUGGUUGCAGCACGACGGAAGAUGUUUGAACCAAGAGGCCGAGCCCUUUCAGCCCCUAGCGCUUCAAAGACCAAUUUAAAACAUCUGCAACACAAGGCCUUAGUGGAGUACAUGGAGCGUAAAACAGGUCAGAAAGUGGCUGAGCCACAGCAACCAGUGCUUCAGGCACCACCUCCAUCCAGGCAGAGACAUUCUCUGGGGGAAAAACCAUUUGACUGGGGUCCCAGGCCUCUAUCAGGAAACCACGAAGGCAAAAAUAUCAAGAAGAAACUCCACAGGCCGCACUCUGCAGGCCGCAUCCUUGAUUCUUCCACCAGCUCCAUCAGGUAUGCCCAGUUCUUCUCAGCUCAGUCUUGUUCAGGCCAGUAUGCUGGCCAGUUGAAUCAACCCAGAUGGAGGGAGAGCCAAGGUCCAUCUCAAGUGAAGUAUGCGUCAGUGGAGAGUCUCUUAGACCAGCCAGUGCCACCUAGUUUCUUCAGGAACAGAUCCACAUCCACACCACACACGCUUGAAGCUCUGCAGAUACUUGAAAAUGAGAAGGAUCCAUCACCAGUUAAUGCUAUGGAAACCUGGAGUCCCCAGAAGGAUGCGGCUCAAGUCUCCUUAAUAACGCCAGUCCGCGAGGGCCAGCAGCUUGUUCGUGUGGUUGCACAAAGGGGGAAGUCCAUGGAAGAACUCGGGGCAACUAAGUUAACAAGACCAUCGGCCCUGAGUAAAAGUUCUGAGCAGUUGGAUCAACUGUGGAGGUGUUCGACCGGAUCAGGAGGACCAGACAGAGACAAGAGGAGCGUUUCAUUCAUUGCUGAAGUCAGAGAAGCCCAGGUGCAGAACAGAGAGAGGAAGAAGCAGCAUGUGACAGAGCAAGUGGCGAAAGAACCAGAGAUUGUUUCUCAAAAGAGCGGUCAGGGACAGACACCAAACCAAAUCCAGAAAAAGUCUUUGCUGAAGCAGAACUCGGAGCCAGGGGAUGAUGCCACAGUAGGAACAAGGAGCUCCAGCAGAUCCACCUCCCCAGCCUCUUCCUCCUCCUCUUCCCGGGCCAGGGUGCAUUCUGGAUCUCGUGGCCCUGUCACAGAUGUGCUGAGGUCCAGUAGGCCGCCCAGUGAGACUUCAUCUAACCCCCCUUCCCCCAGAGGUCUAGAGGCCAGUGAGAGAGAGAUCAAAUCCACCUCGUCCUCCCCCACCCAGACAAGGCUUCCUUGUGAAAAUAGGCCUAGCUCCAGCAGAGACAAGACUUGUCUUUCUGUGACUGGUUCACAAAGAGACCAGUCAGUGGAUGAACCAGGCAUUGACGCCCUAAAGCCUGAUUCAAACUAUGAAGUGUCUCUGAGCUGCGGCGUCACCACAGAUCCAUCUCUGUGGAUUCUCUCUCCAGAAGAAGAGAACGAAGAGGAAGUGCAGCCCGUACCCCUGACAGAUGAGGUUUUUGAUGACGAGUCCAGUGGUUCAGCCACUCCGAUGCAGACAAGUGAAACAUCUGGGUCUCCCUGCACCUCCGUCUCUGAACAAGACAUCAGUCAGCAGAUGGAAGAGGAGAAAAAUCCAGAUACAGAAGAUGAGAAGUCAGAAGAAAACCAGGAGAUAGAGGAGAGGGGAACACCAGAGGGAGAAACAGACAGUCUGAAGAAGCCUGUGGAAAGGCCACAGUGGGAAGAGCUUGUAGAAGCAGUGGUCAAGGCAGACCAAUCACUGGCCAGAGUGCUCUACCCAUUGGCCAAUCGUAAGACAGCACUGAUGCUGAUGGAGCAGCUGCUGUCAGAGGACACGCUGCUGAUGGAGGAACACUACAAGAAGAAACAGGAGCAGAAAGGGCAAGCAGAAAGUGCUGAAACAGUCAAAGGAAGGAUGACUGAAGCAUCUCCUUGUUCCUCUGCUCCUGACAGCCUUAAAACUCUGAGCGCAGACCUGCAGAGCAAAGUCGACAUCGCUGAGAAGAAGCGCCUGUUAGUGACUUAUAUUGAGGCGCGACUGCGCUCACUGGAAGAGAUGAAAGGUCCCCUCCAGGCAGAGAUUCGGGAGAACGUGGCCCUUGGGGAGACCCUUGAAGUGCUGGUCCGUGAGGGCUGUCUUCCUGUGGAGCUGGAGCGCUACAGCCUGUUCAUAGGAGACCUGGAGAGGGUAGUAAGCCUGCUGCUGUGUCUCUCUGCUCGGCUGGCCAGGGUACAAAACGCCCUGAGCACCGUGGACCAAUACACAGAUGCUGAGGAGAAGCAAUCUCUGGACAGUCGCCACCGUCUGCUGUGCAAACAGAGGGAGGACGCCAAAGAUCUGAAGGAUAAUCUGGACCGGAGAGAGAACCUGGUCUCCACCUUCCUGUCGCGCCAGCUGUCUGCCAAACAGCUGCAGGACUACCGGCGCUUCAUCCAGACCAAGGCGUCACUGCUCAUCCGGCAGAAGGACCUGGAGGAGAAGCAAAGGCUGGCCGAGGAGCAGCUGGAGGCCCUCUCCAACAGCCUGAAUCUGUGAAGGGCGGAGCGAUGAAAGCACUGAUUGCUCCUUUCCUUCUCGACUUGCGUUGAAGGACGAUAUUCAAAAAUACGCGUAAAGAGAGUGUUGGCUGUACUUUUCUGACUGGGUUUGACACGUAGACAGACUAGGCGUGGAUUAUAUGUGGUCCAGCUGGUAUCUCCAACGCUUUGCACCCUGUUGUGACUUUCUUUUGUCCUUUAAAAGAGUUUGAUGGGGAACUCAUCAUGCCCUCUGCUCUCCUCUCAUAACUACGUGUCACACACGAGAUGAGCAAUAAAGACAGUUGAGACCGAAGUUUCUCGCCUUGCUGUCGUCAAGCAAGGCUUCGCAGAACACUUAUCCACCCAAACUCUGCCCACUGUCGGUGUGCACAGUCUGCAGGGUGCAUCUGAGGACUUCUUACUGAGAUGAUGUACGUGUGUCCGUUGACUUUGAACAGAGAAUCUGUUCUGAACUGUUUAUCUGUGUGCCUUGAUACUGGCGUUGCAGUGGAAUGUUUUCCAUUAGAGCUGCUAGGUGGAAACUCUGUGCCCCCCGUUAGCAAUCCAGCAGCUGUCCUUCACCUUUCAUUAAGAUGUUAGAGCUACAGUCCUGUUAUCUGCACCUGCGUAAACCUAUUAUAAGCUUUAAGAUUGUAUUUUGACCCGUGAGAAGGCUUCGGUGAGAGAGAGUAGCCUGAGAGGGGAAGUGUACUGUAUCAAGUCAGUAAAAUGUAUCAUAGAUGGAGUAGAUUUUUUUUAAUGUUCUUUUUUAAAAAUAUGUUUCAAAUUAAGGCACUAAAAACCAAAAAGGGUGAAUGAAAAAAAGCACUUUGUAAUGAUACAUAAAUGCACAUUUCUUCAAAUCAGAUUUGUUCAAAAUAAUGUCAAGUGAAAGCCUUACUCCAUCCAUUCAGACAUUUUUUUUGUUUGUUUGUUUUGUCAUUAAUUUUAAGUAGGAAUGUUGAAAUGAAAGGUACACAAGCACACACGGCAACAUUAAGGAUUGUGUACAAAUACUUCUACCCAUCUAAUUUCAUACUUGAUGUCACUAAGUCUUGAUGAUUUCAUGCUGGAGCCAUUCUUCAUACAGAGGAGCUAAAUCUCUAAAGCAGAUUAUAAGUAAGCAAUUAUAUCACUGAUAUUUUCUCCCAAUGUCCCCUUGUUGCAGAAGUGACACAUGAUACUUGAAAUACUGUUUUGCUUUUUAAAGAGGAAAGUCCACGAUCUUUACUUCAGGUGUCUUAAACUAAUUUUCUCUCCUCUACCUCCACAGCGUAGCCACUUUUAGACUCAUGUAGCCUUGGAGUUUAUUUAAAUUUACACAGCUUUCAGUUAAAAAGCUCUUCUUGGUAGCCCUGAAUAAAAACGCGCUUUUGAAUCAAAAUGACUUUUGACCCUAAUUUUUAAAGAAACUCACGUUUUAGUGUCUACAUUGAUAUUUGUCAGUAGUUGUUAUAGUUGUAUUAAUUUCUUUUUGCUGAAUCUUCAACCAGAGACAUUAGAGAGUUGUUUAAGAGUGAUGUGAGCCCCUGCUCUACAUUAGAAUAUGUGCUGUGAGCGUGAAUUACGAAUGUCUCAGUUAUGUGUGUAGAGAUUAGUUGUUGAGCAGAAUGACAGAACUCCUCUCGGUGUUUGCUGUGUUUUCAACAGGAAAUUCCUAUGAAGUCAAAAAGUGAUCAAAAUCAUCCCUCAGGAAAUUCUACCUGUUGGCUGUUAAUGAGAAAAAAAAUUGCUCCAGUGCAUGGGCUGACUGUUGUGUGUAUGAUAUUUAUGUAACAAUGACCACAGAGAGGCAGAGCUGCUUUAGUAACCCCCUUAAACAUAACUCAAAAUAUAAUUUAAAAAAUGUUUUUCUCAGAAACUGUAAACCCUGCCAAGCUGAAAGAUAUUUUCACGCUUUUAGUUAAAUAGUUUCACCACCUCCGCCACCACCCCUCAACUAUUUCUCUGGAGGUUUACAACUCUGCUAAACAAAUGUAUGUUUGUUUUGGCCUUUGUGCUGACGCAGGGCUAAAGGGUUAGAGGGACUCGCAUGCUGUUCCUCUCAGUCUGCUGAAAUAAUUCCUAAAGUAUGCAAAAGACCAACAUUUUGGACAAAGAAAGACUUUUGAGGGGGGUGGAAAGAGUGCAAAAUGCUCCCACAUAGGCACAGCGCAUGGAUAAAUACUCAUUUUAGUUCUUGCUGUGUGUACAUACUAACAAACAUUUGACAACUUCCUGUGUCUUUUCUGGUUUCUGGUGUGUUAUGUUGAGGUUGCAAGAAAGUGUUCUGUUUUUGAAGUAGGAUUAUAUAUGUGUGUUUGGGGAUUUUGUUUCACAUUCUGGAGGCGUGUGACAUUGAUAUAAACAGAAUCAACUUUAAAGCCAAGAAGGAAAGACAUAUUUCAGUGAGUCCCAGCUGGUGGUAUGACAACAGAGACAUUUCUAAAUCCACUGUUUCUGCCAUAAUUCACACAUGUUUUCCGUUGAGAGUUUUGAGCUGUUUUUUUGUGCCUGUCUGGAGUUACAAAUUCCAUGAUGUUUGUAUGAUUGUGAAUAAAUUAAAAAUUAAGCUCUCCCUCUC